GCCGCCCAGGGUCUGCAGUCGGGGUGCGAGGACGGCAGAUUGCAAACUCGAGCCUGGCCCGCGCCAAAAAAAGCUCGUGAACACCGCAAUCCGGAUGGGAGGCCAUUUCAGCCUUGCCAAUAGGUUUUACUUGGAUUUCAUCGCAGUCCCCCAGUGCCCAGCGCGGUCUCUCCCAUCCCCUCGUACCCCAAGGCACUGGGAAUGACCUCCAGAUUUAGGUAAUUUCAUUCUCCCAAGAUGGGACAUAAAGUGAUCGUAUUUGACAUUUCUGUCAUCAGAAACUUAUGGGAAAGUCGUGUGAAGAAGCACAAAGCUUGGCAGAAGAAGGAGGCAGAAAGGCUCGAGAGAAGUGCAUUGGAAAAGAUAAAGGAGGAGUGGAACUUUGUGGCCGAGUGCAGGAGCAAAGGCAUCCCCCAAGCUGUGUACUGCAAGAAUGGUUUCAUAGACACCAGCGCGCGGCUUCUGGAAAGGAUCGAAAGGAAUUCUCUCACAAGGCAGAGUGACCUUUCCAAGGAGAGAGACAAAAGGAGGAGUGCAUUUGUGUUUGAACUUUCGGGAGAGUGCUGGAAGGAGUUCCCAGAUUCAUUGAAGGAGCAGACCCACCUGAAAGAAUGGCAUAUAAACAAUACUUUGAUUCAAUUCAUUCCUGCAUAUAUUGAGCUGUUUCAAGCAAUGAGAAUUCUGGAUCUGCCAAAAAACCAAAUCUUAAGUCUUCCAGCUGAAAUUGGUCGUUUGAAGAACCUUAAAGAACUCAAUGUGAGCUUCAACCAUCUGACAAGCAUUCCUCCAGAACUGGGAGACUGUGAAAAUCUGGAGAAACUGGAUUUUUCUGGGAAUCUAGAAUUAACUGAGCUCCCCUUCGAAUUAAGUAAUUUGAAGCGAGUUACAUUUGUAGAUAUCUCAGCAAACAAGUUUUCCAGUGUCCCGAUCUGUGUCCUGCGGAUGUCUAAUUUGCAGUGGUUGGAUGUCAGCAACAAUAGCCUGAAUGACCUGCCACAAGAUAUAGACAGACUAGAAGAACUGCAGAGCUUUCUCUUGUAUAAAAACAAGCUGACUUAUCUUCCUUACACCUUGCUCAACCUAAAGAAGCUCACCCUGUUAGUUGUCAGCGGGGACCAUUUGGUGGAGCUCCCAACUGCCCUCUGUGACUCGUCCACACCGUUGAAAUUUGUAAGCCUUAUGGACAAUCCUAUUGAUAAUACCCAGCGCCAAGAUGGUGAAAACAUGAUGGAAAGUGAACAGGAUCGCCAACAUUUUGAUAAAGAAUUUAUGAAAGCCUAUAUUGAAGAUCUAAAAGAAAGAGAAUCUGUUCCCAGCUAUACCACGAAAGUAUCUUUUAGCCUUCAACUUUAAUAUCAUCCAACAGAGGACUGCAAAAUCUAUCCUGUGGAGCCAUUAUGGGUCAUGUUACAUACAAGAAUGAUGGCUUGUGCCUAGAAAUCACUGUCAUAGUUGUUAGGAAAAAUGAUUUUCAAAUUUCAAAUAUAUAAAUACCUCCCUCCAUAGACUGGAGGGCUGAUAAAUGGGUUUAUAUAUUGAUAUUUUUAGGUUCAUUUGAACACGUGUUUCCAAAUACUGCACAUUUAAUAUUUUAGAAAAUAUAUUAUUUUUUAAAAUGAUAAUUUAGAGACCAAAUUUUGAAGUUGAUUGUGCUGUUUUCAGAAAUAAAAGGAUAAAGGGGGAUAUAAAAAGAGCAUUUAUAUUAGACUAGUCAAUGAGAGUUUUAUUUUGUUAAUUUUAAAGUGUUUAAUGCAUUAUUUUACUAAGAAUAAUUUUCCUUGAGUUUAUACAAACUGCUAUUUCUGUAGUUUUUAAGUUAUAUUUUGGCAAGCGUAGGCUCCCCUGAAGCCCUCAGGAGAGACUUUAGGAAUAAACCAGGCCUUGAAGGUGGUAAGAAGACUGGAAGUUCCGCCCGUGCAUUGGACACAGGACUCUUGGCUGGUGUGUUGUUAGCCCUGGUGGAGAAAGCGUGGGCCUGGCUGGUCACGGGAAGCCUUAAAUGGCCCGUGUGGGGGGUCGUCCCAUGCUGAGAGGUGCCUCAGGGGUCCUGGGACCCUCCCCAGAGCAAAGAGCAGCGAUGAUGCCCUCAGGGCUCCUCCAGAUUGCCCCUUUCCCGAGGUGGCCAUGUAGAGCGACCGGGGAUGCCUCGUCCCCACUGAUGGUGAGUCCUCCACCAGGCUUCCUCAUGGGUGCCACAGGAGAACUGUGCACAUGGCAGAGGUGAUGUGCUCCAGAGGAAGCCCACAGGCGUGUGUUUUACAUGGGCAAAGGCGGAUUCCUUCCAGGCCUUUGGACUCUUCCAUCACAGCGUAGGAUCCUGAUGAAUUAUACAAAUAUCCCUAUUUUCAUACCAUUGUCUUAGGCUAAAAUAAAUAGGAUUGUGACUGAUUGCCUGGAAGAGAAUCUUAAGCAAGUAGCAUUUUGUGAGUAAGACCGAAACUUGCAUACAGUCACAUGUAUUUGUAUUUGAUUGGACUUCUGUGUGGUCUACCCCAGGGCUGUCCAAUAGAACUUUCUGCAGUGAUGGAAAUGUUCUCCAUCUGUGCUGUCAAAUACAUGGGUUCUUGAGCACUUGAAUGGUGGCUAGCUUUACUGAAGAAGUAAAAUUUUAGUUUUAUUUAAUUUAAAUGUAAAUAACCACAUGUGGCUGCCAUAUUGGACAGUGUUGGACUUUUGAACAGUCAGCACCCUGCUUGCUGCACAAUACUGUUGGUCAGAAAGAGAGACACGUAUUCCCACCUCCAGGGAAGGGGUCUCCCUGCAUGGAGGGUACCAAGGGCAUAGCGAUACCUGCCACCUGUAACGGCAGUCCUAGGGUCCCAACACACUCAUGGUAUGCAGAUGUUGGGGUCGCUGGCAAAGGCAAGACUCACACAGGCACCGGAUGGAAAAGCAUUUUACUCACACAGAAAAGAGAGCAAGGCCAGCUCCACCAGUGGACACUGGUCCCCCUUGGCUCACACACACAGGUGCAAUAAAACGGACAUGGUUUAGCCAGACUGUCCAGUGUCUCCAGUGAAUGUUACAUAGGCUUGGGACGAUAGGGGAUGGAAUGUGCCGACACAUCUUUAUCUUCAGAGUGUGUGUGUUUGAUCUGUAGGCGCUCAUGUGAAGGGAGUUGGCUCACAUUCUUCAUCCCUUCCAGGACCCAGGCUAACACCAGGCUUAUUUGUGGGUCACAGGGAAAGGAGCGGGCUGGGUUUCCGCCGCACAGGCAGCACAAGUGUAGCCAGUUGCGUUUUUUUAGAGGUUAAGCUGGAGUGGACAUGAAGGGUGACUUUUAUUUGUUCUUGUCUGAAAAACCAGUCUGUCCUCAGAGGCAUGCACUUAUAAAAGGUUACUAUGAACAUCCCAGCAUUUUGUCUUGGGAGGGGGGUGCUUAGUCAUAAUUCCAAAGCUGUUAUCCUAGCAGAUGUAAAACAGGCAGAGCACUCUAUAAACCAUUGGUUUAUAGCAAUCGGUGGAAGAUUGCUUCAACUUAAAAACGAACUUGAGAAGUAGGUUAAGGGUUGAAAAGGGUAGGAAAAUACAAAAUCACUUUAAUUGAAUCUUAGCCAAUUGUGUUUUUUUAGCAACUUAAAAGAUGUAAUUAUAGUUAUUGAUUGUACUAUUUAAAUGAUUUUAGAAUUUUAUUUCAUGCCAAAGUAUAUAGUAUUUAUAGGCAAAUGGAAAAAUAUAUCUAAAAAUGGGGGAAAUGUGGGUUUUCACAUAAAUCAACUAUGCAUAAUUUAUUUAAGUUUUAUUUCAUUAUAAUUAGUCUUUUGUGCAAAAACCCUGUCUUGGUGUUGUUACAUACAAAUAACUGAAAAAGUAUUGCAUUAAUAUAUAAUUAAUUUCAUGUUACAUAAUACCCCCAAAUAUAUAUUUAAAAUAUGAUGUUUUUAGUGACACUAUUUUUAAUGUAUUCAUAUAGAUGUAAAAAUGAAUAAAGGUUCUAAAGGAGAAUGUGCUUCUUAGUGGAAAUAUCAUAUAGAUUUGAAAACUGUAAUUACAAGUUUUAUGUGAUAUAUAUGAAUUGACACAUAAUCUGGAAGAGUAAUUUACAUAAUAGGAUAUAUGUAUGAACAUUAAAGCAAUAUGAGUGAAAGAAUGCAACAUAAUUCUUAGAAGAAAAAUAAUGCUCUGGUCCCAAAAGCUUAUUACUGUACCCAUUUUUCAUAUCUUGGAGAAAAAGGAACAAGAACACAUAGGUGAAAUCAUAGAAUAAUGCCUUUUUUUUAAUUAAUAGAAAAUUAACACCAGAUUUCUUAAGUCCAGUUUUAAUUUUUUUUUAACCAGAAUCCACUUUAAUUUUU
Choloepus didactylus (southern two-toed sloth) is the source of this 4295-nucleotide messenger RNA. RefSeq names its product leucine rich repeat containing 2 (gene LRRC2). The record is from RefSeq and is a predicted model, not a curated record. The transcript has 9 exons. Lineage: Eukaryota; Metazoa; Chordata; Mammalia; Pilosa; Megalonychidae. The coding region runs from base 238 to 1353 and encodes 371 amino acids. Gene Ontology annotation, molecular function: protein binding.